GCAACAUGCUAGCGUCUGCACGUCGGCUGGGCAUCCGCCGCGGAUUGGCUUUGCGUGCCGAAGCUGGACAUGGCCAGCCCAUGAGGAGGCAGUCGUUCGGUUACGGGGACCAUUUUCCCCCAAAUGCUCCAGGCGUCGGAGGAGAGCACCAGCUGCACCCUCCAGAGACCGUGCAAAGCACCGUUAAGUACAUUUCCGACAACAUGACCAACGUGCCGAAGUACAAGGAAAUCAUUGAGGGCAUUGGUUACCCUGGGCAGAAGCAUUCGGCUGGAGGCCUAUGCACCCUUGGCCGGAUCUACUAUGGCCCAGGACGUGACGGCCCCAGAAUGAAGGCAAUCUAA
Molecule: messenger RNA, 344 nt
Organism: Symbiodinium pilosum
Lineage: Eukaryota; Dinophyceae; Suessiales; Symbiodiniaceae
Source: the annotation of a GenBank genome assembly